AUGCAGGGUACUGACAAGUCCGCAAGAACCGCCGCGACGGAGGAGGAUGGCGUGGAUCACAUCGGCUUUGAAACCCCUCGAUCCGGCAUAGCCACUCCUCACCCCGACCCUCAAGAUAAACGCCUGCCCGGAAUCAUGAGCUACUUUGCCCAGGUUCGUGAAGACCUUCCUGCAAGCCAGGAGAGCUUUUCUACAAUGUCAAUACCAGAGAGAGGCGUGCCCCCGGACCCGAUGCAAGACCAGCAGUUGCUGGACUCCUUAUCCACAAAACUACAGUCACUCGAGCAUGCUGAAAGCUCUCAGCCUUGCACACAAGACGCUCGCUGCUCCCGGCAGUCUAACUCCUUGACUAUUCGCACGCGCGCUAGCCAGGAAAAACUGACGGGAUCAACAAACUCUUGUCCACCCCCCGUCACUUCACACUCUUCCUCCUCUUCUACGAGGUCUGCAGCACCAGAAACUACUUUUUCAGACGAGGAGAUUAGGAGUGCCGGUUCAUCAGGCGCUUCUAGUCGCUCGGAACCUGCAAAGUCUAUGGGUUGUUUGCAAGACCGUCCACUUCUUUCCCAAUUAUCUACCCGUCCUUUUUCAGAUACCACCGUCGCAUCAAUUCCUCAUCCUGUGCCACAUACACAAGCUCAUAGGUCUUCUUCUCCAACUCUACGCCCGCAAAAUGUGGCAGGGCUUGGCACAACUCAAACUAAAUGGUUUUCGCUUCAAGGACUGAAAGAGCUAACUCGUGGUAUCAUGUUCAAGAGCGGCCCGCCCACUCCUACCAGGGCCCUCUCUACAGCCCAACCAGCCCCGGACAGUAGGGACACUCCCAACGGAUCCGGCACUGAUGGCGCCGAGACAAGUGGCACGCAGACUCCCAAGAACUCUGGAGCAGCUCCGUCUGCCAAGGGGAGAUUGACCAUCAAGAUCGUUGAGGCGCGAGGGAUUCGCAAAAGCCGUGACCCGUACGUCGUGGCCGUGUUCCAGCGAAGUGAGCUCAUCUCUGGUGGACCUCAUGCCAUCGAGGAGGAGGAACAUGUCAUAGGAACACCGACUGGUCUCAGCGCAAUCCCAAUGAAGCGUCAAGUAAGCGAUUCUGGCAGGCCGAUGGCGAUCCCAAUGCGCAGCCGUCAGAGCAGCAACACCAGCAUUAGCGACUACAACACAUUCCGCAACCGAACCUCCCGGACCCUUUAUUCAAGUCCUAAGUGGGACGCAGAAGCUGUCUUCGAUAUUGUCGAUUCGGAUUUGCAGGUAGACGUUUCAGUAUAUGACCAUGCCACAAAUGGAGAGGAUUUCCUAGGUCAUGUCAACCUCGAGGCCAAGAAGGACAGCCCUGUCAGGGGAUGGUUUGCGCUGCAGGGACACGCAAACACCACUGUCGACAACAUCCCAACGGGCGAGAUAUUUGUCGAGGUCACGUACCAGAGAACGGAGAGGAAACACUUCGGACCCACCGACUUCGAGGUCCUCAAGCUCAUUGGCAAGGGCACUUUUGGCCAAGUCUACCAAGUUCGAAAGAAGGAUACCCAGCGAAUUUAUGCCAUGAAGGUCUUGCAGAAGAAGGUGAUUGUCCAGAAGAAGGAGGUUGCACAUACCGUCGGAGAGCGAAACAUUCUCGUUCGCACGGCUACGUCUGAUUCGCCGUUCAUCGUCGGACUCAAGUUCUCGUUCCAAACGCCAUCGGAACUGUACUUGGUGACCGAUUACAUGUCUGGUGGAGAGCUGUUCUGGCACCUCCAAAAGGAAGGCCGGUUCGAUGAGAAGCGAGCCAAGUUUUACAUCGCCGAGCUUAUCUUGGCGAUUCAACAUCUCCACAACAAUGACAUUGUCUAUCGAGAUCUCAAGCCCGAAAACAUUCUCCUCGAUGCGAAUGGUCACAUUGCCCUCUGUGACUUCGGCCUGUCCAAGGCAAACCUCACAAAAAACGACACCACCAACACCUUUUGUGGAACUACGGAAUACCUCGCACCUGAAGUUCUUCUCGACGAGUCAGGAUACACGAAAAUGGUCGACUUCUGGUCGCUCGGCGUCUUGGUGUUUGAGAUGUGCUGCGGAUGGAGCCCCUUUUACGCCGAGGACACUCAACAAAUGUACAAGAACAUUGCCUUCGGCAAGGUUCGGUUCCCGCGUGACACGCUUUCUCAGGAGGGCCGCAACUUUGUCAAGGGGUUGCUUAAUAGAAAUCCCAAACACAGACUAGGAGCGACGGACGAUGCCGAAGAGCUGAAGCGCCAUCCCUUCUUCAACGACAUUGACUGGAACCUCCUCGCCAAGAAGCUCAUCUCUCCACCCUUCAAGCCAAAGUUGAAGUCGGCAACGGAUGUGUCAUAUUUCGACCCGGAAUUCACUACCGCCCUAGACCAGAACGGCUCUCUCAACGAGCGGGCUGCUGCACUGGCGAGAGGAUACGCUGCCUCUACACCGCUCUCACCCUCGGUGCAGGCAAACUUCCAUGGAUUCACCUACGUUGAUGAAAGCGCACUGGAUGAUCACAUGCGUGACUUAUCGGGAAACGAUGACGAGGACAUGGAUGACGCUCACGCUAACGGUGACGAUGACUGGGAUAAUCUAGAGGAUAUUGAUCCCCGACAGGCCAACAGGAUGAGUGGCAUUGCCAAAUCUGGACACGACGAGCAAAUGGUUGGAGGCGCGCAUUUUGACCCGUAA
Molecule: messenger RNA, 2664 nt
Organism: Trichoderma aggressivum f. europaeum
Lineage: Eukaryota; Fungi; Ascomycota; Sordariomycetes; Hypocreales; Hypocreaceae
Exons: 2
Coding region: 1-2664 (887 amino acids)
Biological process (GO): protein phosphorylation
Cellular component (GO): cytoplasm; nucleus
Molecular function (GO): ATP binding; protein serine/threonine kinase activity
Source: RefSeq, a predicted model, not a curated record